CCACCUGCAUCUUUUUCCUUACUUGCUCAUAUUCACGGCCGGCGUUCGUCCUUUGGUCGCGGCUGCCCCUUUCUGCAUCUCGGCAUCCCCUGGACCUGAGCCACUUUUUCUCUCGACACCUCUCGCUCGACGCCACCUCGCGGCUCGCCAGCGCACGCUCAACCGCACAUCAUGUCCCGCAUACAACAGGACCAGUUCGUCGACGAUGACGAGGAGGAGUGCUGCCCUCUUUGCGUCGAGGAGUUCGACCUGUCCGACAGGAACUUCCGACCAUGCCCUUGCGGCUACCAGAUAUGCCAGUUCUGCUAUAACAACAUCAAGACCAACAUGAACGGCCUCUGCCCUGCAUGUCGCCGUGUCUACGAUGAUUCGACCAUCGAGUUCAAGACCAUUACCCCCGAAGAGAUGGCCAAGCACAAACAGCAGAUUGCGCAGAAGGCGAAGAAGAACGCGCAACAGCGGCAGAAGGAGGCACAGAAAGCGGAAGCCGACUCGCUGAGUCGCAAACACCUCGCCGGGUUGAGGGUCGUCCAGAAGAACCUCGUUUACGUGACCGGACUCACUCCCACGAUCCGCGAAGACCGUCUCCUAGACACACUACGCGGCCCCGACUACUUUGGCCAGUAUGGUAAAAUCAUCAAGAUCGUCGUGAGCAAAGCAAGGGAGAACGCACAGCAUCAACAAUCUGUUGGAGUUUACGUGACAUUUGCGCGCAAAGAAGACGCAGCCGCUUGCAUAGCAGCCGUCGAUAGCUCACAGAACGGCGAGCGCACCUUGAGGGCGCAAUAUGGCACAACCAAGUAUUGCUCGGCCUACCUCCGCGGGGAGCAAUGCAACAACCGGAACUGCAUGUUCCUUCACGAGCCCGGCGAAGACAACGACAGCUUUACUCGCCAGGACCUGUCAAUGAUGAACUCAAUACAGACGCAACAGCCCGCCCAGUCAUCUACUAGCCGUUCGGCUCCUCCGGCUCAUCCAGGCCCAGCUGUAGCUGCAGCAUCAACUCCGAUGCACCGACAAGAUAGCAACGAAGUUGGGGUUUCCGAGGACGCGCCAGGAUUACCCGCAACAGCGAACUGGGGAAGCAAAGCUGCUCAAGAGCGCCGCGCUAGUCGCUCGACGAAUGCCUCGAAUCCAAGCCCAAUGACAGUCAACGCUGUGCCCGCGCCUCUGAUAGUCAAGCCAACCAAAGUGGAAGAGCCACCCAAGAAAAAGACCAAAGAGAAGGAGAAAUCUGCGCAGGCCUCCAAACCCAACACACCACAACCGCAACAACAGGCACAGUCCCAAUCGCAGCCAGAACCUGUUCCUCGCCCACAGAAACCCCGCAUUCCUGGCCUCGACGGUCUACUGAAAGCCGUAACGUCCGACGACUUCAAGUUUGUCUUUUCGAGCGCUGUACUCUCAGAGGAGGAAUUCAAGGCUAUCAUCGAGUUUCCUCAGCUUCUUGAUCCCAAUGGCGGGGCAAAACGACGUGCUAUGCGAGAGAAAGAGAAGGAAUUGGCUGCUCAACGCGAAGCUGAAGCUCAAGCCCAGGCUCCUGCGUCGCAACAGGCGCAACAGCAACAUCAGGCUCCAACUGAAAGUGACGAGCACGAAACGACUGCCGGAGGUAGCUUGCAGCUUGGUGGCGAGCCUGAGGAAACUCAUCAACCUGGCGCCAGUCAUCAGAACCAACACGUUAUUGCACCACCGGGCCAACAGACUCUGGGCGGCAAUCUCUUUGGACAAAACAAUUCUCUGGCUGAGGACUUUAGUAACCUUGGUUUGAACACCACUCGUCAGUUGACGCAACAGCAACAACAGCAACUGCUUUUAUCGAACUUCAAGUCGGGUCCUCAGUCUGCUAGCCUCCUCUCUCAAUUCCAGAAUAGUCAGCCGCAACAAGCACACGCCCCCACUGGGAACGCUCCUGGGCAUACGAGGCAUACGUCUCGCUUCAGUUUUGCCAACGACAGUGCAUCCGCUUCAGCUUCUGUGCAGCCGGUCGCAAACCAGAAGCUGAUGAAUCAGCAGUCCUCGAUGAUGCCCAAGAACGCGAAUCACUUCCCUCAAAUCUCUCAACAUCAGUCAUUGAGUGGACAAUACUAUACUAGCGGCGUCCAGGGCCCCCCGCCAGGGUUGAAGGCCACACCGACACCACCAAUCAGUGGCGGUGGUAUGUUCGGUCAGGGCAAUGGUUUCGGCUCCAGUGGCCUGGGUUACGGUGGAAAUGCUUCUGGCAGAAACAACAGCGAUGCACUCUAUCAGGACCUGCUCCGAAGCAGGAACUUGGACAGUGGUUCGAGAGUAGGUGAUGCUGGUAAGCGUGAGUCCAUGUUUCCUUCCUUUCUACAUCAACAACACCCCACGACCUCUACGCCUGGCCCUGCUCCCGGUCUUUUUGCACUCCCUUAUGGGCCUUCGCCUGGUGCUUACCAGGAGACUGGUUCGCAGAAGUCUAAGAAAAAGGGAAAGAAGCACAGACAUGCUAACACUUCCUCCUCUGGAGGUGGUGUAGUAGAUGUUCCAGACCCGAGUAUCUUACAGGCAAGGCUACAUCAAGGAGGGGGCAUGGUCGGGCAGGGUCUGUAUGGCCAAGGUCAAGGUGGGUUUUCUUCCCUGAAUACAUACAACAACUACGGCGGUGCCGCCGGACGGUGGUAGUCCUUUCGCUUCUUUCACAUAGUUUCGACCGGAUGGUCAAGCACACUGUUUGUUUACUUUUCCUCAUUCGAUGGAUACAUGGCGUUACGGGGGCUUCGAGCGAAUGCAUCGGCACUCGGGCCUACCACUUGGGCCUUUGAGUUGCUCGGCGUUAUGACUGGGGUGGUCACUGUCAUUUUACUGGCUUUGGCCCAAGCAUGGCUUCACGGAACUACAAUACCUUGAUAUUCUCUUCUCGAGUUCUUUUCGUUUGGGCGAAUCAUGCUGCUUCUACCCAGGGUUUUUGCUUCAUCUUCUCUCGUCGUCUUCGUCAUGGCCAUCGGAUGUACGUAAAUCCCCUCCUGCAGCUGCCAAGUCGGCAUGCUUACUCUUAAUUAGAGAUGGCUUCCUUCACAUUUUUAUGCUUGGCCCUUAGUGACGAAGAUGCUCGAGAGAACCUGAUGAAG
Molecule: messenger RNA, 3092 nt
Organism: Paraphaeosphaeria sporulosa
Lineage: Eukaryota; Fungi; Ascomycota; Dothideomycetes; Pleosporales; Didymosphaeriaceae
Exons: 4
Coding region: 172-2646 (824 amino acids)
Biological process (GO): protein ubiquitination
Cellular component (GO): CCR4-NOT complex
Molecular function (GO): metal ion binding; ubiquitin-protein transferase activity; RNA binding
Source: RefSeq, a predicted model, not a curated record